Drosophila ananassae is the source of this 5403-nucleotide messenger RNA. It is a transcript of the gene Eato, whose product is annotated as phospholipid-transporting ATPase ABCA3. The transcript is spliced from 15 exons. The coding region runs from base 253 to 5049 and encodes 1598 amino acids. Gene Ontology annotation, cellular component: membrane; intracellular membrane-bounded organelle. The record is from RefSeq and is a predicted model, not a curated record. Gene Ontology annotation, biological process: transmembrane transport; lipid transport. NCBI's taxonomy places the organism in Eukaryota, Metazoa, Arthropoda, Insecta, Diptera, Drosophilidae. Gene Ontology annotation, molecular function: ATP binding; ABC-type transporter activity; ATP hydrolysis activity.
AUAUACCACCACCACACCUCCCCACCCUCCAUUGUUGAUUCGUAAUUUUACAAUCUCCCCACAAUAUAUAUGCAUCGGCCUCCCCUAAAAGGAGGGGAACUUAAUGGGCGGUUGCUACGUUGGAUUUGAUGAAUUUUUCCCAAACAUUCGGCCAUCACCAAUUUUGAAGGGUACGCUUGGUCAAAAAAAAAAGAGAAAAGGUGCUGAGAAGCAACAAUACUCAGUGGAGAAAGUAGCCGCCGAACAUCUACUAUGGGUUGCAGCUGGAGUCCAUUGUUCAUUGUUUUCCUGCGAAAGAACCUUUUAUACUUGAGAUGCAAUAUUAUACCGCUAAGCUGCAUCCUGAUCGGAUGCGGCGGAUUGUUGUGGGGCUACUUGCACUGGACCUUUCAGCCAGCGAGGUACCAGUUGGAAGAGUUCGAAUCGAAGAAUGAACUGGCGCUUAAACAAUUGUAUUUCCCAGCCAACGACGAAGACUACAUAUACUAUGCCCCCAAAACACAGGAUGUGGAGACGUUGUUGGACCUGGUGCGGCAGGACCUGGGGAUUGCCCAGGAACAUUACCGAGCAUAUGGCAACAGUGAGGAUAUGCAAAUGGAACUGGAGCUACAGUGCCGGGGUAGCUGCUUUGCGAUUAACUUUAACAAUUUGCCCAGUCCCGGCUCCGUUGGUGGAAACUUCAGUUACAGCCUAAGUGCGAGUCAUAUGCGUUUGUCGCCCAAGAAGCGCUUCGUAAACGAUGUGGAGAUCAAUCACCAAAAAGAUGAUGACGAUUAUAUACGGGCUGGUUUCUUGACCUUGCAAAAUAUACUGGACAAACAAUACUUUAAAUAUCAGAAUUUGGCAACCAAUUAUGAGGUUUGGGUGAGCUCUAUGCCCAACCUGGAGGUUGUUAGCAUGGACAGCCAUCGACUAAUCUACUUUGGUACUCUGUGCAGCAUCAUCUUUAGUGUGGUUCUGCUGAGCACCUUUGUUGUGCCCUUUGUGGAGGAGAAACAGAACGGCCUAAAGGAGUUCCUCAACCUGGUUACGCCCAUGAGUUUCCUUAAUGGCCUAACCUUUUUCCUCAUUCGUUUUGUUUUCUACGCCACAUUUUUGCUGAUUGUUUUGAUUUUGGCGUAUUUUUACCAGGCGCUCAAUCAGAUCUGUUUUGCGUAUGUAGCCAUACUUUAUUUGCUGUACAUAUUGGCUACCAUGUCGUAUGCAUACCUCAUAUCUGUUUGCUUUCAUUCAGUCUUUUACGCGAAAAUUGGAGGCCUAGUCCUGCUGAUCAUUCCAUAUGUCUUUAGUUUUGUUCAAAGUUGGGCCUCCUCGGUGGCCUACGUCAUGUUCAGCACGAAUGCGUUUCUUGAAGGAUUGGAUGUGUUCCAGACGUUCUCCAACAAACAUCGCCAAUUUGCUGGGGCGGAGCUAUUCCGUGAAAUAAAAUAUGGAUCGAGUCGCAUGUUUUGGAUUUAUUGCGUUCUUAUUUUCCAAUCUAUAAUGUAUGCCGUGCUCUACAACUAUCUUGGUUGUGUGUUUCCUGGACCUGGAGGACUAAAGCGUCCAUUUUUCUUUUUCUUAGAUCCUAAGACAUACCAAAAACGACAACGCAAUGAGUAUACUACCGCUCCUCGGGGGGCCCAGGCUAUCAUAAUCACCGAGUUGUGCAAAAAGUUCAGAACUGGAAACCGCGAAACAAUUAUUUCGGAUAACUUGAACAUGACAAUCAACAACAAGGAGAUUACUGUUCUGCUCGGGCACAAUGGCGCUGGCAAAACCACGAUGAUGAACAUGAUAAUGGGACUGGUGCCGAAGGACUCGGGAAAAAUAAUCGUGUGCAGUGAACGGGAUGUGGCUUCUUAUCGCCACCUUAUUGGCUUCUGUCCGCAGCAUAGUGUGUUCAUGAGUUACAUGACCUGUCACCAGCACCUCGAGUUCUUUGCCCAACUUCGCGGAGCAAGUCGCCGAGAGGCCAGCGAAUGGGCAGAUACCAAGCUAAUCAAACUCGGCUUGGGCGGUAAACGAGACGAGUUUGGUCGAAAUUUGUCGGGGGGCAUGAAGCGACGCUUAUCGCUGGGAAUAGCCAUCGCCGGAAACACAAAAAUUGUUAUUCUUGAUGAACCGUCAUCCGGUCUUGAUAUUAACUCGCGGCGCGAUCUGUGGGACAUCCUGCUUCUUCUGCGCAAGGAGAAGGCCAUUUUGGUGACAACGCACUACAUGGAAGAGGCCGAGGUUCUGGGAGAUACCAUCUGCAUCCUGGCCAACGGUAGGCUACAGUGCUCUGGCGCGCCCUUGGAGCUAAAGCGCAGAUCAGAUAUCGGUUACCGUUUGAAACUCGAAGUAAACGACUUUACGUUCCGCGAAAACGAAAUUAUGCAGUUGAUCCACUCCUACGUACCAACUGCUCGAGUGCUGAAUGUGGUGAAGCCAACUGUGUAUGUAUGUUUGCCGUAUGCCUAUAAGAGUACCUUCCAUGAGAUGUUACACAAGCUGGAAAUGAAAGCCACUUCUUUGGGCAUAAGCACCAUCUCUAUGACAGACACCUCCUUGGAAGAUGUUUUCUUAAAAUGUGCUGGGGAACAGGAUCAGGUGGACACGCCGGAUGGCUCUAGGACCGAUGCCCCUUUGUUGUCUGCACCCUACAAGCGCCUACCCAGUCAGCAUAUAGCGCCUAGCUUGUGGCAACUUUGGCUGGCAGUAUUUUACAAAAAGUGGACUUUCCUCAGAAAUGAAUGGCUGUACUCGUUGAUAAUGUUGAGCAUUCCGGUGGUUUGCGAUCUAGGCGCUCUGUUUACCAUGCACGCCAUGUCUGUGGUGGAGUACGAAGAGUCGCUGCCGCUGAAGCUCAGCCAGAUGCAGAGCGGUAUCGUCUAUAUUCAUAAUCCGAAACUGUACUAUCCCGAUGUGGAGCAGCAAAUACGCCGACAGAUCGAGCUAAAUGGAUUGAUGGCGAAAACAAUGGAGACACGGGGAAACAACGAUGUGAAAAACGAGAGUCUUGAUUUGCAACGUGAGAACCUCGCGGAUUUCCUGCAAAAUGUAGUGGGCAUCAUAGACAUGGACCGCAGUACCGAGGACAGCCCGGCGUUAGAGAUUUUCUUUUCUGGAAAUCGCUAUCACAGCUCCGUGGAUCUUCUUAAUCUGGUGGACUCCAGCAUGCUGAAACUCAGCCGUCCAGAGUCCGACAUCGAUACAACUUACGUGCCAAUUCGACGAUUCGUCAGCGAAGUGAGUCCCACUCGGCUGGAAUAUUACGCAGUGAUCGUAUCGGUGGGCAUGUUUUUCUUCAUGUUCUAUUUCAUCUCCCUGCCUUUCCGCGAGUACGCUAAUGGAUUUCGCCAGCUCCAGACAAUGUCGCGCUUCACGUUCUGGUUUUCCACAUUUGCCUUCGACGUGUUGGUCCUGACAUUUGUUUGUUCUAUUCUAAUGCUUCUGCAGCAACUGUUGAUGCCACCGGAGCUUUACUCGACGCCGGAGUUGCGAGUGAUCGUGAUGAGUAUCUUCUUCUAUGGCUGUAGUUACCUACCGAUUCUGUACUCGUUGGGGAAUAACUUUAAAUCUAUUUCGACGAUAUCCACCUACCUACUCCUUAUGCUGAUUGUGUCAGCGAUAGUUCCGCUGAUCACGUCCAGCAAUGCAGCCGCCAUGAAACUGCACGAGACCAAGAUUGCUUUCCUGUGUUUCCUGCCGGACUUUAAUUUGAACCACCAGUUGCGCAUCAUCAAUGAGAACUUUAUUACCCGUCGACGGGCCGGACUGGCUCAGCCCCUAAUCUCUGAAGACCUCUUCUUUGUGUAUGCUGUAGUUGUAUGUGUCCUGGUUAUGGCGCUAUUUACAAUUGUGCUAGAACACAAGUAUCUCCGCCGUUCUCUCACUCAGCAUCUGACGAGUUGGCGAACCGGUUGCCUGUACAACGCAAAUAAAAACAAACGCACCAGCAUCAGUCCCAGUACUCCACCUACGGAAAUGGACGAUUGUGCUAGGGAGGAGGAGCGUGUAAAGGUCCUCAUGAAGGAGUCAACGCAGGACUACCCGCUGAUUGUAAGCAAUCUGCGAAAAAGCUACAACCAAGUAUUGGCAGUGAAUGGAUUGAGUUUUGCGACGAACCGGGGAGAGUGCUUUGGUCUGCUUGGCGUGAAUGGAGCUGGAAAAACAAGUACAUUCCAAAUGAUCGCCGCCAAUCUGGCCAUUGACGACGGCAGCAUUCGCAUCGAUGGCAUCGAUAUUCUAAAGGAUGAAGUGGGAUACCGACAACGCUUCGGAUACUGUCCCCAAUAUGAUGCCCUGAACAAGUUUAUGACAGCCGAGCAGUGUCUCCACUACAUGGCUCUGCUUAGGGGCUUGAGUAGUGCCAGCGAGGGUCCAAACAGCGCAACAGAGAACGUAAAGUUCUGGCUGGAGAAAAUGCAUCUAACCAAGUACCAGCAAGUGCAGGUGCGCCACUACUCGGGCGGAACGAAGCGCAAGCUGCUGGCUGCCAUGGCGAUGAUCGGGGCACCGACACUAGUGCUGCUCGACGAACCUACCACUGGCGUGGAUCCAAUAUCCAGACGGUUCUUGUGGCAGUGCAUUAAGGACUUCCAGAACCAAGAGCGAACCGUGGUACUCACAUCGCAUAGCAUGGACGAGUGCGAGGAGCUGUGCAACCGCCUGGCUAUUAUGGCUCAUGGAAAGUUCAAGUGCUUAAACAACAUAUGCGCCUUAAAGCGAUUAAGUGGGUUCACCAUUAAACUGAAAAUGCGGGAGGACACUGAAACGGACGAGAAUGUGAAUAUAAUAACGAGCACACUGAACAAUCAGUUCGAGGGCCUGGAAUUGCGAGAGGAUCAUGCAGGGACUCUCACUUACUUUGUGGGUACUCAGGAGAGUAUAGUCCUGUGGUCGCAUGUGUUCAAGAUAACCGAAGAUAACCUAACCGACCGGUUGGGCCAUAUCGUAGCAGAUUAUUCAGUCAACGAGUGCACGCUCGAGGAUAUUUUUCUAAAAUUCGAGAAACAAUCCAAAUCGCAAUCAACUUCAAAUCAAUCAUCGGUUCAACAAAAUCUAGACGGCCCCAAUUUCGUAUGAGAUUGCAUGGCGGGAUUGCAUAUCGAAAAGACUGAGCCCAAGAUUGCUGUCGGAGAAGACUUUCCCGGCAUCCUCACAUCUCCCCUGUAAAAAUUCCAUCGAGCAUAUUUUUUGGACAGUAUAUACAUGAACUACGAAUCUCCUAACCAUUACGAGAAUCAGUUAUUCUUACGACGGCGAGCACUUGGGCUCAGAAAUAUCGGCAUGAUUUUCUACUUAAUUUAUAAAUUUAGAGACUAAUAUCAAAGACAUUGUCGGCAUAUAUUGUGAAAAGAACCUAUUUAUUAAUUAUUUCCUAAUUUCUAGAAAUAGCUUACAUUAUAAAUAAAUGUAAACAGAAUGUUUCUUUCAAAA